CGCUCGGUGUGGGCGGAGACUUCUGCCUUCCGUCCGGAAGAAAAUAAACCCAAACAAACAGCAAAAAAAUUCUGGGAAGUUCGACAGAAACUUCGCGGAGAACGGAACCGCAGCGGUACCAACAGAACCGCACGAACCGCUGGCGCGAAGAUGGCUACCGGCCCCGGAAGCGGAACCACGAACGCGGAACCGUGGGGCAGCUUCGAUGAUAACCUGAUCCAGGGCCGCUCGGCCGUCAUCGACAUGGAGAACCUGGACGACACGUCGGGCUCCAGCUUCGAGGACGUUGGCGAGAUGCACCAGAGGAUGAGGGAGGAGGAGGAGGUGACGGCGGAGGCGGCGGAGGCCGAGGAGGGAGACGACGGAGAAUUCCUGGGCAUGAAGGGGUUAAAGGGUCAGCUGGGACGGCAGGUGGCCGAUGAGGUGUGGCAGGCGGGAAAGCGGCAGGCCUCCCGGGCCUUCAGCCUGUACGGCAACAUCGACAUCCUGCGGCCGUACUUCGACGUGGAGCCGGCGCAGGUGCGCAGCAGGCUCCUGGAGUCCAUGUUCCCGAUCCGCAUGAUCAACUACCCUCAGAAAAUCGCCGGCGAGCUUUACGGCCCGCUGAUGCUCGUCUUCACGCUGGUGGCUAUUCUGUUACAUGGCAUGAAGACGUCCGGAACUGUUAUUAGGGAGGGAACCCUCAUGGGCACCGCCAUUGGGACGUGCUUCGGUUACUGGCUCGGCGUCUCGUCCUUCAUCUACUUCCUGGCUUACCUGGUCAACGCGCAGGUCACCAUGCUGCAGAUGCUUUCCCUGCUGGGAUACGGUCUGUUCGGUCCCUGCGUGGUUCUGCUCGUCACCUACAACGUCCACUUCCACUCCCUGUUCUACCUGCUGUGGCUGCUGGUUGGGGGGCUGUCCACGCUGCGCAUGGUGGCGGUGCUGCUAUCCCGGACCGUGGGCCGGACGCCUCGGCUGCUGCUCUGUGGGUCGCUGGCCCUGCUGCACAUGAGCUUCCUGUUUUACCUGCACUUCAGCUACCACCGGAUCCUGGAGGGACUACUGGAUUCUCUGGAAGGACCAAACCUGGCUCCCAUUCAGCGAGUCCCCAGAGACGUUCCAGAAAUGGCGCUGAACUCCACCUUGCUUGGACCGGGCCUGCUCGCAACCCACUGAUACAUUUUACUCUGAAGUUCUGUUAUUGUUCUAAUGUGUACAGAAAAUAAACUCUGAAACCUGAA
Molecule: messenger RNA, 1223 nt
Organism: Oryzias melastigma (Indian medaka)
Lineage: Eukaryota; Metazoa; Chordata; Actinopteri; Beloniformes; Adrianichthyidae
Gene: yipf3
Product: Yip1 domain family, member 3
Exons: 9
Coding region: 151-1158 (335 amino acids)
Cellular component (GO): Golgi apparatus
Source: RefSeq, a predicted model, not a curated record